UUGUUUCAGUGCGUUGAUCGGAUUUUGAGCAGAAGCGCUGGAGAGCUAAAUGCUUUCGCCGUCGUCCGCCCACCAGGUCAUCAUGCAGGAAUAUCUGAACCGAGCGGGUUUUGCAUUUUCAACAAUGUUGCCGUAGCAGCUCAGUAUGCCAUAAAUAAGUACAAUUUGCGUCGGGUUCUGAUUCUUGACUGGGAUGUGCACCACGGUAACGGGACACAGGAGAUCUUCUACGAAGAUGAUCGUGUGCUUUACAUGUCUAUUCACCGCCAUGAUGAAGGGAGAUUUUAUCCUAUGGGAGAACCUAAAGACUACAUUGACGUCGGUGAAGGAAAAGGAAAAGGAUUUUCUGUGAAUAUUCCAUGGAGCCAUGCCAACAUUGGCGAUGACGCCUACCGCGCAGCUUUCGCCAAGGUAAUAAUGCCGAUUGCCUACGAAUUCAAUCCAGAGAUCGUGUUCAUCUCAUCCGGAUUUGAUGCUGCUAUUGGUGAUCCCCUCGGUGAAUACAGGGUAAGUGCUGAAACGUUCGCUUUGAUGGCCUACCAGCUUCUUGGACUGGCUGGAGGAAGAGUAAUCGCUGUACUCGAAGGAGGUAAUUCUUUGCGUUAG
Messenger RNA from Haemonchus placei, 606 nucleotides. Lineage: Eukaryota; Metazoa; Nematoda; Chromadorea; Rhabditida; Trichostrongylidae. The record is from the annotation of a GenBank genome assembly.